Ornithorhynchus anatinus (platypus) is the source of this 1939-nucleotide messenger RNA. It is a transcript of the gene VASP, whose product is annotated as vasodilator stimulated phosphoprotein. The record is from RefSeq and is a predicted model, not a curated record. Gene Ontology annotation, biological process: axon guidance; positive regulation of actin filament polymerization; actin cytoskeleton organization. Gene Ontology annotation, molecular function: SH3 domain binding; profilin binding. NCBI's taxonomy places the organism in Eukaryota, Metazoa, Chordata, Mammalia, Monotremata, Ornithorhynchidae.
GGCCGCCGCCCCCCCCCCCACCCCCAGGUGCGGUCCCCCCGGCCACCCUCCGAACGGCAACCACCAUGAGUGAAUCGGUGAUGGUGUCCAGCCGGGCCACGGUCAUGCUGUAUGACGAUGCCAACAAGCGCUGGAUGCCGGCGGGCACCGGGGCCCAGACCAUCAGUCGUGUCCAGAUCUUUCACAACCCCACCAACAACGCCUUCCGUGUCGUGGGCCGCAAGAUGCAGCCGGACCAGCAGGUCGUCAUAAACUGUGCCAUCACCCGGGGUCUCAAAUACAACCAGGCGACCCCCAACUUCCACCAGUGGCGUGACACUCGCCAGGUCUGGGGCCUCAACUUCAGCAGCAAGGAGGAGGCCGCCCAGUUCGCCACCGCCAUGCUGGAAGCCCUGGAGGUGCUGGAGGCUGGCUCGGUGCCCUCAUAUCCGAUACAGAAUGGACCUUCCCCCGAGGAGAUAGAGCAGCAGAAGAGGCAGCAGCAGAUGGAGCAGAUGGAGCGAGAGCGUCGGGUCUCGACCACAGGGGUCACAGCUGCUCCCCCGGCCGGGGGGCCCCCACCACCCCCAGGACCGCCGCCCCCCCCGGGGCCGCCUCCGCCUCCGGGGCUGCCCCCCUCUGGGGCGGGUCCACCAGCCACCGGUGGAGGGGCCGGGCCGCCCCCGGCCCCACCUCUCCCCGUGCCCAGUUCUGGGGGUGGGGGUGGGGCGGCCCCCGGCCUGGCUGCUGCCAUCGCUGGAGCCAAACUCAGGAAAGUCACCAAGCAGGAUGAGGCCCCCGGGGCAGGUGGGCCCCCACCCGUUCCCAAGAGUGCAGGAAGCUCUGGCGGGGGACUUAUGGAGGAGAUGAGCGCCAUGCUAGCCCGCAGGAGGAAAGCUACGCUCGUAGGGGAGAAGCCGCCGGCUGCCAAGGAAGAACCGACCAGUCAGGAAGAGUCCGAGCUCCCAGGUACCAGGACCCCCGCCCAGCCAACAGAGCCCACGCGGAGACCCUGGGAGAAAAACAGUACAACGUUGCCUCGGAUGAAAUCGGCCUCUGCCCUCCCCAGCUCCGAGGCUCACCCGGCCAACAGUGCCGCCCCCGCGGCGGCGGACGAGUCGGACUUGGAACGGGUCAAACAGGAGCUGCUGGAGGAAGUGCGGAAGGAGCUGCAGAGGGUGAAGGAGGAGAUAAUCGAAGCCUUCGUCCAAGAGCUGAGGAAGCGGGGCUCCCCCUAGCCCCGGGAUCCAGGAUGCCCAUUCCCAGCGUGCCCACUUCCUGAUCCAGGAUGCCCAUCCCCAGCGUGCCGUCUUCCUGCCGGAGAAGCCGGAAUAGGUGGUCCUGCCUUCCCCUUCCCUUCCCCUGCCCCCUCGCCUCCCCCUCCCCACCGCCCCCCGAGGGGUGGGGCCGUGCCAGUAUCUGCCCCCAUACUGGCCAGGGGGCGGGGCCCGAGCUUCCGGCCCCUCCCCCGGGUGAUACCAAUCAACCUGAGAGUAUAUGUGUGUGUGUGGAGGAUGGGGGGAAACACAUUUCCCCCUCCCCCCCCCCCACGGGCCUCAAUGGGAUCUGCAAUCACUUUACUGCUUAUGGCCUUCAAUUUUUUUAAAAAUAAAUAUAUAUAUAUUUGUUUGGGGAUUUUUUUCUGUUUAGUUUUUAUAGGACGGAGGAGGCAGUUUAAUGCUCCUGGUGGGGGGGCGACAGCGGGUUCCAGGGGCAGGGCGGGGCCCGGCCCCUUCUCACCCGGCCCCGCCCUCCCUGCCCGCCUCCCUUUUCUAUAGGGAAAUAAGAUGCUGUAAUUUUUUUCAACCUCAGUUUUUUAUUGUUUGAGUGGGAAUAAGGUGCGGAUGCUGCCCGCGGAGGGUGAGGGUCGGGAGCGGAGUGGUGAGUCUCCCGAGUUGCCCCCCUCCCCGCCUAACAGAAAAGCAGAUUUUCGUGGAAUAAACCUGCUCGAUUUGGUAAA